Messenger RNA from Thyridium curvatum, 2127 nucleotides. RefSeq lists its product as uncharacterized. Gene Ontology annotation, biological process: glycogen biosynthetic process. Gene Ontology annotation, molecular function: alpha-1,4-glucan glucosyltransferase (UDP-glucose donor) activity. The transcript is spliced from 5 exons. Bases 1 to 2127 code for a protein of 708 amino acids. The record is from RefSeq and is a predicted model, not a curated record. Gene Ontology annotation, cellular component: cytoplasm. NCBI's taxonomy places the organism in Eukaryota, Fungi, Ascomycota, Sordariomycetes, Thyridiales, Thyridiaceae.
AUGGCAGGAGAGGAGCGCAAUGAUACUCGGGAGGCCCGUGAGGUCAAGAACCACAUCCUCUUCGAGAUUGCCACUGAGGUCGCUCAUCGAGUGGGAGGCAUCUAUUCCGUCAUCAAGUCCAAAGCUCCCGUAACGACCGCCGAGUAUGGAGAUAGAUACACCCUUAUCGGACCCCUCAACCACCAGUCUGCUGCGGUCGAGGUCGAAGAGCUGGAACCAACGACCCCCGAGCUGGCUGCUAGUAUCAAUGCCAUGAAGGAGCGAGGUAUCGGCAUGUUGUACGGACGCUGGCUCAUUGAAGGCGCUCCUCGCGUUCUCCUCAUCGAUACGAAAACGGCAUACCAGUACAUGGAUGAGUGGAAGGCCGACCUGUGGAACGUGGCUUCGAUCCCUUCCCCUCCGGGUGACGACGAGACCAACGAAUCAAUCGUGUUUGGCUAUCUUGUUGCCUGGUUUUUGGGAGAGUUUGUUUGCCACGAGAAGAAGAAAGCCGUGAUUGCUCAUUUUCACGAGUGGCUCGCCGGUGUAGCACUUCCGCUGUGCAAGAAGCGCCGCAUUGAUGUCACCACCAUCUUUACUACUCACGCAACCCUUCUCGGUAGGUAUUUGUGCGCCGGCUCUGUCGAUUUCUACAACAACCUGCAGUGGUUCGACGUGGACGCCGAGGCUGGAAAGCGCGGUAUCUACCACCGUUACUGCAUCGAGCGUGCCGCUGCUCACUCCUGCGACGUCUUCACCACCGUUUCCCACAUCACGGCCUACGAGAGCGAGCAUCUCCUGAAGCGCAAGCCAGAUGGUGUGUUGCCCAAUGGCCUCAACGUGACCAAGUUCUCGGCCAUGCAUGAGUUUCAGAAUCUGCACCAGCAGUCUAAGGAGAAGAUUCAUGACUUUGUGCGAGGUCAUUUCUACGGCCACUACGACUUCGACCCCGAGAAUACCCUCUACUUCUUCACUGCUGGCCGUUACGAGUUCCGAAACAAGGGCGUCGACAUGUUCAUCGAAGGGCUGGCCCGUCUCAACCAUCGCCUCAAGAGCGCCGGCAGCAAAACGACAGUCGUCGCGUUCAUCAUCAUGCCUGCACAGACAUCCUCACUUACGGUGGAGGCACUCAAAGGCCAGGCGGUGAUCAAAUCGCUCCGCGAUACCGUGGACGUUAUUGAGAGAGGCAUUGGUCGUCGCAUAUUUGAGAGGUCCCUCAAGUGGCACGAUGGCGAUCCGCUGCCAGACGAGAAGGAGCUCAUCACGGGGCAGGAUCGUGUCCUGCUUCGGCGACGCCUCUUCGCCAUGAAGCGGCACGGUCUGCCGCCCAUCGUGACGCACAAUAUGGUUAAUGACAGCGAAGACCCCAUCCUGAACCAGAUCCGCCGCGUCCAGCUCUUCAACCAUCCUUCCGAUCGUGUCAAGGUCGUCUUCCAUCCCGAAUUCCUGAACUCGGCCAACCCUGUCCUGCCCAUGGACUACGACGACUUUGUGCGGGGAACCCACCUGGGCGUCUUCUCUUCCUACUAUGAGCCUUGGGGUUACACACCUGCCGAGUGCACUGUGAUGGGUGUCCCGAGCAUCACCACCAACCUGUCCGGCUUCGGCUGUUAUAUGGAGGAGCUCAUUGAAAACUCGAGCGACUAUGGUAUCUACAUUGUGGACCGCCGGACCAAAGGCGUCGAUGACUCGGUCAACCAGCUCACCUCAUUCAUGUUUGAGUUCUGUGCCAAGAGUCGCCGGCAGCGUAUCAACCAACGCAACCGAACCGAGCGUCUCAGCGACUUGCUCGACUGGAAGCGCAUGGGCAUGGAAUACGUCAAGGCCCGACAGCUGGCACUGCGCAGAGCGUACCCCGACUCUUUCAGCAGCGGCGACGAAGACGAGGACUUUAUCCCGGGAGUUGAGCAAAAGAUCUCACGUCCUUUCUCCGUGCCCGGUUCGCCCCGAGACCGCACUGGCAUGAUGACCCCGGGAGAUUUUGCGAGCCUGCAGGAGGGUCGCGAGGGACUCAGCACGGAGGAUUAUGUUGCCUGGAAGCUUCCCGAGGAGGAGGAUCCUGACGAGUACCCAUUCCCGUUGACCCUGAGAACUAAGCGUUCCGGUCCGGCUAGUCCCUUGGACGGUGUUCAGCUCAACGGCAACUAA